AUGUCUGUUGAACCGCCAACUAAGAAGCUUAAGUUGAACUUAAGUGACCCAAAUGAACCACUCACACAAAGAGACGUGAUUUCUUUCCAGAAGGAGGCCCUUUUCAGGUUACUCAACGAUAAGAGAAAUAAUUUAAACGUCAUUAAUGAACAGUACGAAAUUACAAAUAAGAAAUUUCUUGAAAUAUCUUCAAAAUUUUCCAACUUAUUAAGCCUAGUACUGACAUUAGCAAAAUCUUUAGAAAUUGUAGUCAAAGAUAAUGAUGAUGAUAUGAAGAUUAUUGAUGAGGUUCUGAAUAGUGAUGAGGAUAAAGUGGUCGAGUUGACUGAUAAAUUACUUUCCAUCUUUACGAAAUAUUCAUCUAAUAGCGGCAAUGUCAAUGCGGAAAACAAUAGUUUCAAUAACUUUAGUAGCAAUCUAAAAUCUCUACAAAAGGAUAAGCUUCAUUUACUGAAGCAAAAUGAAAAAUUAAUAGAUGAGUUAAAUUCAAUAAAGUCAUAUUAUCAAAAUUUGGUCAAGAAAUAUGAUCGAGAAGACUCUCAGACAAUAAAGAGAGUGUUCAAGAAGGAUCUGGAAACGGAACAAGAUGCUAAAGAAGAGACUACUAGCGAUACACAGGAACCUGUUAAAACAGAGGAGCAAAUCGAUACAGUGGAAAAAUCAAAUGGCGUUAAUGAAGUCGAAGAGGAUUCAAGCCAAAAUGACGACGUAAUUAUGGGAUAUGAAUUAAAAACAAAAGAUUUACAAGAUCAAAUUAAUAACUUAAAAUUAAUGGUGGAUGAAAUGGAAAAAUUCAAAAAAAUGAAUGAGGAAAAGAUUAUUUCAUUAGAAACACAAUUAUCUAAUGAGAAUUUAAAUAAUCAUAAUUCUAAUGAAAAAGACCCUGUUCUCUUAGAAAAAUUGAGCCUAGUAACGAAGGAAAAUCAUGAAUUAAAAGAAGUCAAUGAUUCAUUCUUAAUCAAAUUUCAAACUUUAUCAUCUGAAAGAGAAAUCUUUAACAACAGAUUAACGGAGGAAUUCAAUAAAAAUUUCGAGAAUUUGAAAAAGCAAAAUUACGUUUUGGAGAAAGAUUUAGUUAGAAUUAGAACUGCAAGAGACGAACUUCUAAGCAAAAUUGCUGUACUGGAAUCGGAAACCAAACAAUCAAUAAUCUUGGAGGAUCUUAAAAGAUUAAUUGACAUUUCAAAUGAGCAACUAGAAAAGAUUCAAUCAAGAUCUCAAACCUCCGUUGAACCAAAUCAAGAUGCACUAUUGAGGGAAAUUUAUGAGAUGGAAAAAGGUAUAAAAGAAUUGACUCAAUUAAAUAACAAAAAAUAUGCUGAAUUAAUAAAUUAUGAAUCAGUAAUAUCCAAAUUGACCAUUGAAAAGACGAAAGCAGACCAAAAAUAUUUUGCAGCUAUGAGAUCAAAAGAUUCAAUCUUAAUUGAAAAUAAGAACUAUGCAAAGACAUUGGCCAAAUCAAAUGAACUUAUUUUAAAUCUAAAAGAUAAUGAAAAAUUGUUAUUAAGUAAAAUUGAAAACUUACAAAAGCAAUUGGCAUUAUCUCAAAAUAACGAAAAAAGAUUAAUUGAUUCCAAUAAAUCUGAAUCCCUAAAAUUAAUCGAAUUGAAUUCUCAAAUUAAUAAGAUAAAUAAGACAAGGACGACAUUAAGUUCCGAGAAUUUGAAAUUGGUUAAUGAUCUUAACAAAUUAAAGACACUUAAUAAUGACCUUUCCAUUACAAUCAAAUCCAACGAAUCACGGCUUAAAAGCUUAACUGAAAAAUGUGAUCAUUUACAAGAUGUCCUACUAUCUAAAAAGAAGGCAAAUAACCUUCCCUUGAACGAUGAUGAUCAUCAAGAAUUGGAAAAUUUCCGUCAACUGGUAUAUUGUUCAUUAUGUUCCAAAAAUUGGAAAAACAUGGCUAUCAAGACUUGUGGUCACAUCUUUUGUGAGGAUUGCUGUAAAGAGAGACUGGCUGCAAGGAUGAGAAAGUGCCCAACUUGUAAUAAUCCAUUUAGUUCUAACGAUCUCUUUUCAAUACAUUUGUGA
Kazachstania africana CBS 2517 is the source of this 2031-nucleotide messenger RNA. RefSeq names its product E3 ubiquitin-protein ligase BRE1 (gene BRE1). Gene Ontology annotation, molecular function: ubiquitin protein ligase activity. Lineage: Eukaryota; Fungi; Ascomycota; Saccharomycetes; Saccharomycetales; Saccharomycetaceae. The record is from RefSeq and is a predicted model, not a curated record. Gene Ontology annotation, cellular component: HULC complex; nucleus. The coding region runs from base 1 to 2031 and encodes 676 amino acids. The transcript has a single exon.